This is a messenger RNA of Perca flavescens (yellow perch), 3890 nucleotides long. RefSeq names its product Fas-activated serine/threonine kinase (gene fastk). The record is from RefSeq and is a predicted model, not a curated record. Gene Ontology annotation, cellular component: mitochondrial matrix; ribonucleoprotein granule. Gene Ontology annotation, biological process: regulation of mitochondrial mRNA stability; mitochondrial RNA processing. NCBI's taxonomy places the organism in Eukaryota, Metazoa, Chordata, Actinopteri, Perciformes, Percidae. The coding region runs from base 1 to 2979 and encodes 992 amino acids. The transcript is spliced from 11 exons. Gene Ontology annotation, molecular function: RNA binding.
AUGCAGAAUGGCGUCUGCGGGUUGUGUGGAGGAAUGAAGCGGCUGACCGCUGCCUGUUUCCCCGGUGAACCCGUGCUGUCAGCGGCCUUAGUGUUUCAGCAGAGCGGAGCUGCCGGAGUAGUGUGCUGUUGCCCCCAGGCAGCCUGGCUGUUGGACUAUGCUGUGUUCGUCCUCUGGGUGGCGCCUCCUGAGCCGAGCUCGCCGCUUCCCCAGCCCAGCCGCCGCUCAGCCAGUCGCCAUGUACACCACCCGCCUCUACGGCCCCGCGGGGGCAGGAGGGGGAGCAGGAGGUGGGGUAGGGGGGGUCAAACAGAGCCGACGAGCAGGGCUGGCCGUGCUAGAAGCGCCCCAUCACCUCCCCCAUCACCCACACCCAGCACAGCCUCCCCCGAGCUUCCCGCUGUACCAGGGGCGCCCCGACGCUCACAGAGGGCCGCACUUCCACUACCACCCCCACCCCACCCUCAGCCCCACCCUCAGCCCGCCCACCUGGCCCCUCCCCCACUGCCCCCUCACUACCAGCACCACGCACACUACCACUCGUACGGAGGAGGAGGGGCUCAGGCCGCCGCCGGCAGCAGGAAGAAGACGUGGAACUUCAUCCACGAGAAGAUGAGCUACGACACGUUCUUCACCAUGAAGCGCCUCAUCGAGCGCUCGCGGCGGCCCGACGAGGUCCUGCGCUGGGUCACGCAGAACCCCGCCAAGAUCUCCCACAACCACUACCCGGUGGCCCUGCAGAAGAUCGGACAGCUGCUGCAGGCCACGCUGGCGCCGGCGCCGCCCGGCGGCGGGGGCGACCCGGACCCGGGGGCGGCGGCGGAGGGAGGGGACGGACGGCAGAUCCUGGAGCAUCAGGACUUCCACACGCUCUGCAACGCCAUCGUCAACGACUGCGCCAAGUUUGACAACUUCAGCAUCGUCAACUGUCUGUACGCCGUGGCGGCGCUCGGUCUCCCCAGUGACUCGGCUGUGGUGCAGGUGCUGGAGGCGGAGUCCCAGUCCAGACUGAACCAGUUCAACCAGAAGGAUGUUUCCAUGGUGUUCAGCUCCAGCAUGAAGCUGCACCCGGGCAGCCAGCACGCGCUGACCGAGGCCUGCCUGGCCGGCCUGGAGAAGAACCUGGAGAGAGAGCGCCACCCGCAGACGCUCUUCCUGCUGCUGUCCUACUACAGACUCAAGCUGCGCUCGCUGCAGACGCACCAAGCCGCUACCGGCACCGCUACCGGCACCGCUACAGCCGGUACAGCCGGUACAGCCGGUACCGACAACAGCAGCACGCCUCCAAACCCAGAGCAACUGUUCGCCAACAGGAAGAUCUUGCGUCUGGUGAAACACACUCUGGCGAGCGUCAGCGGCGUGCGUGACCAGGAGAUGGCGCUGCUGGACGAGAUGUUGGCGGCGUGUGUUCGGGAGGCGAGCAACAAGAGUCUGGAGUUGAUCUUCAGCUCUCACCUGUUCUACCAGAACAGGCAGGAGAGGUUCAUCAGCAGCCUGGCAGAGGAGCUGCCGAAGAAGGUGGACAGCAUCACUCCGUACACGAUGGCUCUGAUCGCCAAGUACAUCGCUCGCCAUCGGCUGAGAGAGACUCGCCUGCUGGACACCGUAGCAGACUUCCUGGUGAAGAAGGCCGAGUACCUGGACAGCAAGGUGAUCCAGAAGCUGGUGUUCCCGUUCAGCAGGAUGAGUUACCGUCCGUCCAACGAGCAGCAGUUCUUCUCUCGGCUGGAGGAGGUGGUCGAGCUGAAGGCUCUCAGCUCGCCGCUCGCCACCGUCAACAUCCUGAUGUCUCUGUUCCAGCUGGGACACUUCCCUGGUCUGGUGCUGCACCGAGUCUUCUCCUCCGCCUUCAUCAGCAACGUCACCAAUAGCCCCUAUGCCCUGAUCGUGCGGAGGUACCUCUCUCUGCUGGACUCGGCCGUGGAGCUGGAGUACCGAGAAUACUCCGGACCUCGACUACAGGAAGCUCACAAGGUCCUGAUGUUUGACCACGCUCUCACUGCUGACGAGGUCAACCGCAAGUACAGUUAUAAAGGUCUGGUGGCCGAGGCUCUGCGUCAGCUGGUUGGAGAACACAACUACAAACAAGACGAAGUUCUGGCCCCGGGAUACUACACAGACUUUGUGUUGCUGAUGGACAGCUCUGGGCGUGUCCUGCCCGUCAGGACGACAGGCGCCCCGCCCCCCUCCUCCUCUCUUUCCUGCGUCGCCGUGGCGACCAACAAGCCAGCUGACGCCGCCGUUGCCGCGGUGACAUCAGAGUUCCAGAAGUUUUCUCCGUUCGCGGCGCCGGAGGAGGUCUUGGAGCCAUCAUCGUCGGUGGGGGGGGGUCAGGCGGGUGUUGCCAUGGGGACGCCUCGGUCCUUCCUGCCCCACGGCGUGCGCGGCGGCCUGCCGCGGCACGGCGGCGCUAACGGCGGCCCGUACGGCGCCUACUACCCCCCCGCGGCGGAGUUCUGCUCCGGUCUGGCCAAGGAGCACUCUGUGGAGAGCCAGGACAGCUCCACGCUGAGCAGCCCCCCCUCUGACGGCCUCCAGGGGCCCCCGGGGCCCAACGCCACCGCGGCGCCGGACGCCAUCUUCCAGUUCUCCAUCAGGAAGAUCCUGGAGGACGAGGGGGGGCCGCCUGGGGGCGCGGGGGUGGACUACUACGAAGGUAUGGCUUAUUCUGAGGGGCCCGGGGCCAACCGAGGGGCCCCGUCACCACAGCUGCACCCCCCCGACAGAGCAGACGCCCCCGACAACCCUCCAACGGAGCCGAGAGCCGGCAUCAGGAGGCUCAUCAUGUCUGUCAACGAUAAGUGGCAUUACUGCCACAACUCUGAGGUUCUGGUCGGCUCUCGGGCCAUGAGGGACCGCCACCUGAGGCUGCUGGGAUACAUCAUCCUGCAGCUGCCGUACCACGAGCUGGAGAAGCUGAACGGCAUCGAGGAGGUGAAGCAGUACCUGCACAAGAAGCUGCUGGACGUCCCGCUAUGACGCUCUCUGUGUGUGUGUGUGUGUGUGUGUGUGUGUGUGUGUGUGUGUGUGUGUGUGUGUGUGUGUGUGUGUGUGUGUGUGUGUGUGUGUGUGUGAGAAAGAGAGUCACCCCACAGAUUUCAGCUGCAACCAACGAUCAUUUUAUCCAAUAAUCUGCUCUAAAUUGGGUCCUUUUUUAAUCAGUGAGUCUUUAAGGCUCUCAUCGUCUGCUCAGCUGAUAGGAAACUGAACUGUCGGAAAGACAAAAAAUAAAACUUCAUUAACAUUUUAUAAACCAGUGAACGGAUAAAUAAAUUAGAGUUGCUGCAGCUGCUCAUUAAUGUGCAGGUGGACUCCGACUCCCAUGAGGCUUUGCAGCUUUUUAAAGGACCAUCCUGCUGCUUUCUGACCAUUUUCCAAAACCAUCAGCAACCAACCAAACUCUGUUCAUUUUUCAGUGUAUUUAAAGAAAAGGAGUUCGAUUUAUCCAUCUGAUUAUUCCGUUUCAUGUUGUUUUCUCUGUUCAUGAUGGCUGAUGCCAGGUGUGUCAUUCUGCUGGAAAAUAUGACUUUUUUAAAAUUAUUUUAAUUCAAAUCUAGUUUUGUUUUUGCCCCAAAACAGUAACAUUUUGUGUGUAGUUCCAUCGUCGUCAUCCUUGUUCAACAUGUGUGUAAUUAUUGAUUUUUGUUGUUCAGGAACUUUAAAUCAGGAGCUCUGUUGUCCAAAACUCAAACAAUUAGUUAAUAUAGGUGUUGCAUCAUGUAAAAGGCUAAUUUGGGUAUUUUUCAACAAUGCAUUGGUGUCCAAGUGACUGAUAUAAACAGAAAUCUUUGGUCCAGUAUUUAGCGAGACCGUUGAACCAGACCCCAUGUAAAUAAUCAGGACUUUUAGCGUGUAUAGAGCCAGCAUAUCUCCACCAGACUCCAUGUAAA